This is a messenger RNA of Arvicola amphibius (Eurasian water vole), 934 nucleotides long. RefSeq names its product interleukin 36 beta (gene Il36b). The record is from RefSeq and is a predicted model, not a curated record. Lineage: Eukaryota; Metazoa; Chordata; Mammalia; Rodentia; Cricetidae. The transcript is spliced from 4 exons. Gene Ontology annotation, molecular function: cytokine activity. Bases 56 to 553 code for a protein of 165 amino acids. Gene Ontology annotation, biological process: inflammatory response to antigenic stimulus; positive regulation of gene expression; positive regulation of T cell differentiation.
GAUCGGACAGAAGGGUAUACAUUGUGACAUAGUGCAGCUCCCAAAUAACUCUGGGAUGAACGAAGGAGAUGUUGGAAAGAUGUUGGAGCAAUAUCAGGAAUUUCCCAGAACCUACAGGAUCUAUGACUCCCAACAGAUGGUGUGGGUCCUGGCAGGAAAUUCUCUAAUAGCGGUGCCUGCUAGCAGCAAUGUCAAGCCUGUCAUUCUUAACUUGAUAGCAUGUAGAGACACAGAAUUCCAAGAUAAUGAAAAGGGUAAUCUAGUUUUUCUGGGAAUCAAGGGCAAAAACCUUUGCCUCUUCUGCGCUGAAAUCGGGGGCACACCGACUUUGGAGCUUAAGGAUGUAAGCAUCAUGGAAAUAUACAAAGAGGACAAAGCACAGAAAGACUUUCUCUUCUACCACAGCACAGAGGGCUCCACUUCUGCUUUCCAGUCAGUCUCCUAUCCUGGCUGGUUCAUAGCCACCCCUGCCAUAGCAAGGCAGACGGUCACCCUCACACAACAGAGGGGUGAAACUACUAGUACCAACUUCUACUUAGAGGCUGAAGAUUGAAGUCCAGCAUGGGCCAUAUGUGUGGCUGAGUCUAGGACAAAGAAUCAAAUGGAUGGAGAAUCCUUUACUUGAAAACACAGCAAGCCAUCGUAAAAGACCACCAUGUCACCUCUGCACCAGAUGUCCGUGUAGAAGUGUCACUCAUCUGAGCAUCAUUCCAGCGCGAAGCCCAAGCAUCACUUUUAUCCUUUUCUGUUCUCGCCCCACCAUCCGUUCAGCUACCAAGAACAGUCAAGUCACAGACUUACAUGCAACUAUCCCUCCCUGUAGUCACAGCAGCCCAUGGGGCAGAGGUGUGGAUUCCAGUGCAAAAUUCUUCCUUCUUAACUUUACAUAUGCUUAUUGUAAUAUGAUAAGUGCCUGAAGGGUAAAUACCAUGAA